Messenger RNA from Hyaena hyaena (striped hyena), 1065 nucleotides. It is a transcript of the gene RTL3, whose product is annotated as retrotransposon Gag like 3. Gene Ontology annotation, molecular function: nucleic acid binding; zinc ion binding. The record is from RefSeq and is a predicted model, not a curated record. Lineage: Eukaryota; Metazoa; Chordata; Mammalia; Carnivora; Hyaenidae.
AUGGCCCAGGAGGCCUAUAAAGCCCUAGAAGUUAAGGAAGCCCAAGAGUUCCCAGAUGCCCAGGAUGUCUCAGUUGCCCAGAAGCCCCAGAAUUCAGAGCACCAGUAUCUUCCAAGUUCCCAGAAGCCUCAGGAAGUACCAGAAUGCCAAGAAACCUCAAUGCAUCUGCAGCUCCUUAAGACUCCAACUGUCCAGGAGUCUCUGGAACCUAGAGUGCUCCAGAAGCCCCUAGAUCCUUUAGAUGCCCAGGAAUUCCUAGAGCACUCAGCACCCCAGGAGUCCCUCAAGGGUCUAAUAGCUGCUUUGACAUCAGCAGGUGCAGAGUUCCCACAGUUCCCCAGUGGGUUAGAGGCUGAAGCUUCCUCCCUAGAAUACUGUUUAGCCUUCAGUGGAGAUGCCCAGAAGCUUUCUGAGUUCCUGGUUCAAUAUCCUGCUGAAGCAGCUGUGGUGAGCUGUGUUGGCAAGUGCUUCUCAGAUGAGGCAGGAAUGUGAUUUCAGCCCCUACUAAAUAUACAAAGCCCCCUGCUGGAGCAAUUUAAAAAUUUCAUACAAGUGCUCCAUGAUACUUUUGACACUGAAAAAAACAUGGAAGAUGCCAGUCACUGCAUCCAUCAUCUCUGCCAAGGCGAAGAUCCUGCCUAUCAUUAUGUGACCCACUUCCAUCUCAUUGCUCAAGAGCUAAAGUGGAAUGAAAGCAUUCUCUGCAUCCAAUUGCAGGAAGGGCUUGACAGUUCUAUCCCAGAUGAAUCGUCUCACACAAGCCCAGCAACUGUCCUAUCUAAUCUGAUCACUCAAUGCCUAGAAAAUAAGCUAAAUGGUAAGUCUGAUCCAAAUACACAAAGAGAAAGUCCCUCUGAGGACAGACCUGGGCCUGAGAGUUCACUAGCUGAAAACCAGCCUGUGCAAGCUGCAAACAAUUGUCCACACUUCAGUGAAGCUGAAUGGGCCCACAGCUAUGAAGGCCACUUAUGCCUUUAUUGUGGUCAUCCUGAUCAUGUUGCCAGAGAUUGUCCUCUCAAGCUUCAUCAUGCAGAGCAGGCAGGAAACAUUGAGGUCUGGAAGUAA